This is a messenger RNA of Aspergillus saccharolyticus JOP 1030-1, 531 nucleotides long. RefSeq lists its product as uncharacterized. NCBI's taxonomy places the organism in Eukaryota, Fungi, Ascomycota, Eurotiomycetes, Eurotiales, Aspergillaceae. Bases 1 to 531 code for a protein of 176 amino acids. The record is from RefSeq and is a predicted model, not a curated record. The transcript has 2 exons.
AUGGCUGUGGUUGCACCUCUCACCCAGCCCGAUAUCCAAUAUCAUCCCGACUGGGACAAAUACCAGGCGCGAACCGCCCGACGCAAGACCACCGAAGAUCUCCCCAGCGCAGUCCCUGCUGGCUUUCCCAUACAAUUGGUCUCUGACCUGGUCUGGGAGGGACGAGAGGUGGAAACUCGCGAUGACUGGUUGGUGCGCUUGAGUGAGACCGAGCUGGACGAGAUCGAUGGCGCUUUGCAGAGGUUCAGAGCGCACAAUCUCCCAUGGGGCGCAAUCGACCAAUCCACCUUGCCCCUACCGACCCUGCAUGAUCGCCUCCGACAGCAAUCAAAAGAAUUGCACCAAGGCCGAGGGUUCUUCGUGCUCCGGGGCUUCCGCAUCGACCACUAUUCGCGUGCCGAUAAAAUCAUCAUCUACGCCGGCGUCUCCGCCCACAUCGGCAACGUGCGCGGACGACAAGAAGACCAGCGGUUCUCCAACGGAACCGCUCUCGUUCUAUCGCAUAUCAAGGAUCUCACUGGAACGACAUAG